CAGAAUUGUCAAUUUCUAAAAAAAUUGAUUAUUUUUACAUUUUAGUUUUACUUUUUCGACAAAUUUGUUCUUUUCUGAUUUAACAUAAAAGUAAUAGAAUAAAAUGAAAUAAAUUAAAAUUUGUAUAAUUAUUAAUAUUAAGAUAUUUACAAUCGUUCAUUCCGGCCUGUUUAUUAUUAUCUUCGAUACAUUGACAGGUAAAAUAUAUGUAAUUGUUAAUUUGUCUAUGGUCUGUCUAGAAUUAGGCAGAUCUUAGUACCGAUUAUUUUAGUUUGUGCAGUUAUAGCUAUGCAAUAUAUUAAAAAUAUUUACUCACUGAUUAGUUAAUUUAUAGGUAGUUUAAUAAAGUGCAUUAAUUAUAACAUAUGUAAUUAAUAUUUUUCACUAUUAAAUUUUGAGUAAUAAUUUUUAUUGUAUUGUUGUGUGCAUAUUAUUAGUGGUUCUAUAAUUAUAAUUUUGAAAAAUAUUAAAAUUUAUUCUCCAGGACAACUACCUGAACAAAUAAUUGAAAAUGUGUCAUUCUUUAGUAUACAUAUUUAUAUUGAAUAUAUGAUAUGUGUGUCUGUGUUUGUUUAAUAUUUUAAUGUCGUCACCUAUGAAUUAUUUAUGCUAUAAUUAUUAAUUUUUAUUGUUAAAACCAAUUAAACUAGAUUAGAUUUUUUUUUACUAAUAGUUAAUUUAUCGUCGUUAUCACGAUUAUUGAUGUAUAAUUUAUUCCCAUAAUUUUAUAUUAUAGGUUGUGAUCAAAUAUUGAAGUAGUUCUGUAACUAAAAUGUCACGAAUUGUAAACUCUAAUGAACAUACAGUACACGAGUACAUAAAUAGAAAUGCCGAAACAGAUAAUAUGCAUCCUGCGAUAUUAAGAUCAGAAAUAGAGUCAAGACCUAUGAGACCCAGAACCUAUGUUCCUAAUUCAUUGCCUCUUACUAAUACUUCUGGUAAAUUAUAAAAAAAAUUAAAAAUUGUUUUGUUAAUUUAUCUGUAUUUUAUUUAAGCUCCUAGAGGUUAUACACCCAGUCCUACUCAAAAUGGAGAAAUUUCACAUCAAAAAUUUCCUACUUCUAAAAUUGAUGUUAUUAAAAAUUGGAGUGUGUCAACAUAUAAAUGCACCAAACAAUUAAUUAAUGAAAAACUUGGAAAAUCAUCAAAAACUGUUGAUAUAGGCAAGAGCAUUUAUUUGUGUGAUGUACUUAAAUGAUUAGUAUUAGUAAACCUUAAUUUGAAUAUUGUAGAAUUGGAGACUGAAAUUGAACAAUUGAGAGAAACACAAAAAAAAUAUGGAAAUAUUUUGAAGUUAGCUAAAAGUAUGGCAACACAAUUUCAAUGUUUUAUUCUAACCCAAGUAAGAUAUAGGUGGAAUUUUAUUUGUUAGUAUUGUUUGUUUUAUUAUAGAUAAAUUUAUUAAAUUAGAGCAUAUCAUUUGUUGCCAAAUUUAAAGAAAAAAACAUGAACUUAUAAAAUUCUUUAAUUUUGUUUAAAACAAAUUUGUAUAAGUUAUUUUCUUCUAUAUAAAUUUAUAUUUUAUUUUAUAAUAACUCAAGUUUACUAACUAUUUAAUUAUAAUUACUUAUUUUUAAAUAAGUAACAAUCAUCAAUAUUUUGAUUUAAUAUCUGGUGAAAAAUCCAAAUUACAAAACUACAGGUUUAUCUCAAUUCUUCGUCACCUUUCAAAGCUAUUCGAAUCUCUUGUUUUUAUUGGUAUUCAGCCUUCUGUCAACUUUAUUCUUAUGAAUGAACAGUAUGGUUUUAGACCUGGCUGUUCUGCCAUUAUGAACCCCAUUGCUCUUAACAAUUUAAUUUUAGAGACCUUUGAAAGCAAAUCUCAGAUUGAUUUACUGAUUUUGCUAAAGCAUUGAUAGUGUAGACCGUAAAAUCUUCUAAUAUUGUACUAAAUGUAUGAUUAUGACCUCAACCUCAGGGAUUCCGCAAGGUGGAUACCUUUUUCCUUUGCUCUUCUCUUUAUGCAUUAAUAAUAUCAAACAAAUCUUACCUAAUUGCAAUCUUGCAUAAUGCGAUUAGCUUAUUUCCUAAAUUACAUCAGUUUUCACAUAGGUUAGUAGAAUUUAAAACUGCUGUUACUUAGAAACUAUUCAUCAAAUAUAAAUGGGUGAUUAUUAAAAUUUUCCGAAAAUAAUAAAAUAAAGUUUUUUCAAAUUUUUUACUAAAAAAAAAAAAUUACUUCAAAUAUAAAUAUUUGUAUUCAUCAUCUUUGUGAGUAAAUAUAAAAAAAAAAACAGAAUUUGAUUAUGUAUAUUACCUUUGGAGAUAUUCAAGGGGUUUUUCUUUGUAGGACAGCUUGUAUUAUAUAAUCAAAAGUUUUAAUAAUUUAGCGAGUCUAACUGUUAAAUACAAAUUUAAAUAAUGUUUCAUUUUCAGAAUGUUAAAUUAUAAAUUACUUAUUUAUAAUCUUAGUAUUUCCUAUUAUUUUCAAAUAUUCAUUGGCUUCAUAAAAGUUGUAUUACUAAGGUAUUUUUAUUUUCUUGUCCCUCAAUGUUGAUCUAGAUAUAAAUAAUUUUUGAAAUCUUAUUUUAAAAAAUAAAGUAUACUAAAUACAUCUUAAUAUGUAUCAUAUAUUUUAAUUUUAAUGUAUAUUUUGUUUUUUGUUAAGCAAUCACUUGGGGAAGCAUUUGCUGAAUUGGGACAAAAAUCACCAGAACUGCAGCAAGAAUUUGUGCAGAAUUCAGAAACUCAAAAAUGUUUAUCGAAAAAUGGUGAAAGUCUUUUGAAUGCACUUAAUUUUUUUGUUUCUUCAGUUAAUACCUUGUGUAAUAAAACCAUUGAAGAUACUUUAAUUACAAUAAAACAAUAUGAAUGCUCUAGGUAAUCAAUAAAAUAUAUUACUCUAUAUUUGUUUGUAAUCAUUAUAAAUUAUUUUUAUUUUUUUUAGAAUUGAAUAUGAUGCUUAUCGUUCAGACCUUGAAAUGUUAGCACAAAUGCCGAGAACAGAUACUAAUACAGUUCGUGUUGAUGAUGCUCAGCAAAAUUAUCAGCGACAUAAGGAAGAAUUUGAAAAAUUACGUUCAGACGUUAUUGUUAAGUUAAAAUUUCUUGAUGAAAAUAGGGUAAGCAUCAUUUUACAAAACAUUUAAUAUUGAGAUUAGUUCCAAUAAAUUUAUAAUGUUUACUUCUGGCAUUUAUUUUUCUCAUCAGUGUUGGCCUGAUCAUCGAAAGGUCCAUGCAUGAUUUCUUUUUUAGGAACCCAACCUACCUGACCACUCGUGCAUUAUUGUUUUCAUUAUUCAUAUUUGUGUUUAUUAGAUAAAUUAAGUCAUCAGAUAUAGUUCAUUUCAAUUUUUAUUUUUUAAGAGUCAAUACAAAUUGUAAUUUAUUACAAAUUAAAAUAAAUGUCACCUUUGUAUGUAUAAUUACUUUUGGUAUAAAAUAUGAUUUUAAAUAUUAAAAAGACGUCCUAGUAUAAUGGAGACGAGUGCAGCUACUGUUAUUGGUAAUUUAAUGUUUAUCUGUAAGCAAUGGUAAACUAUUGCUAACGAAAAAAUGAUUCUGAGCAGAGUUCAUUCGAUAGUGAUGCUUUAUCAACAAUAUGUAAUAUGUCAUAUUAUAGUAAAAUAAUUAAAUAGGCUUUAUAUAUUUUUUUUAAUAAUAUUUGUUUAAUGUUGUACCUUUUUUCCCGGUUUCCCAUGUUUUUUUUAAAUUUUUUGUUUUUCACAUUUGUUGGGAAAAUUGAAAUAUUACCUUCCUAAAGUACCUCCCCAAUCAGAUUUCCUUUCAGAAAAAUUGCUAUCAUAAAUUGAAGUCAAAUUGCUGGUAGAAAAGUUGUUCACAGAAAAAUAAAAGGCCAUAAUAUAUUUUAACUAAUACCUACAUUUCUUAUAAUUUCCAGUUUUUUUUCUUCAGUGUUUCAAAUUUGAUAAGAAAACUCUUGAGAAAAUCAAAAAGUAUCUCCUCAAUCAAAUUUCUUUUUAGAAAAAUUACACCAUUUAAGUGUUAAUAUUACAACAAUUAUCAUAAAUUGAAAAAAAAAAGUGCAUGGAAUCUACGUGACUAUAUUAUGAUACUAUCAGUUAUAUUAUGAGAACAGCCAGUUUAUUUUCGAACUUUUCUGAUUAUUAUUGAAAUAUACUAUACUUGCUUAUACUUACUUAUAUUAUAUUAUUGUUGCAUUUGUGGUGUUGAAAUAAUUCCUGAAGUUUGACACAAAUAUUGUGCAACGCCCUAUACCAAAAUAGUACCAACCUGGGUACUCAUAUUUCUCCAAAUUCAAACUUUAUUUUAUUGACUGUUGCUCGUUUAUUUGGGAAAAAUUAGACUAUGUGUUGGUGUGUCGAUUAUUUAUAAAUUAUAAUGUACCCAUGAACUCUGUGCAUAUAUGGUAGAAAAAAAAAUUAGGGGCCCAGGCAGCAAUCACUGCCUUGACCAGGGUGACACUGCUUCUCAUUCAUUUAAAGUAUCAAUAUCAUUAAAGGUAAAAUAAAAUUUGUAUUUAAUUUAUUAUGUAUUACUUAUAUAUCUACAUAAUUUAUUGUUAAAAUGAAUAAAUUACAAAAUUAUGUUUAAAACUACAAUGUUAUAAUUUCUGUUGAUAAUCAUUAAAUAAAUAAAUUAAACAAUUAAUAAUUAAAACAAUAAAUUUAACAAUUAUCAACUGUUUUAGGUGAAAGUGAUGCACAAACAACUUUUGAUGUUUCAUAAUGCAACACUGGCAUAUUUUUCAAACAAUCAUCAAGCACUUGAAACUUCCUUAAAACAAUUUAAUGUUAAACCUAAAUCACCUACUGCUCCUUCAGUAGCUGCAUCAUGGUUAGAAAAAUAAUUUAACUAUACAAAAUGAUUCCCAAAUUUCUUAUUUUACUUUUAUUUAAAUUGUGAAUUCAAUUACUUUAAAUUUAUUUGUUUAUUUUACACUGUGAUAGAUCUUAUUCAUUCAUUUUUGUUAUUUUAUUGUUUUGGCUUAACAUAUAAGUAAAUUUCAUCAAACUAUGUAUACUAUUGACAUGGAUCUGAAUUGAGUAUAUUUGUUAUUUAUUUCAUUUUUUAUUCACUGUAUUGUUUUGGCUUUUCAGCUAAUAUAAUUUUAGCUUUAAAAUAAGUAUAUGAUUUAUAAAAUAUCAUUAAAUUUUAAAUUGUCAGUCUCUUUAUUGACUAAAAGUUAAUUAUAGAAUUUGAUUUUACAUACUAUUCACAUUAUGUUUUAGAAAAUAAGUUACUAGUCACUAAAAAUUAAUCAACAUAUGUACAUUAUAUUUGUUUUUUAAAGGUACAUUUUAAAGUGUAAAAAGGUUAAAUUAUUAAAGAAAAAAGAAAACUAAUAUUGUUAUAUCUUUUACACACCAACUACUGUCUUUUCUUUCUUUUUAAUGGAUUUUGCCGAACCAGAGUUCCGAGACCCGAGAAUUUGAUCACCAAGAUAACAUUCAUUCUGCUCUUUUAUCCACUUUGGGUACUUCACACCAACUCCUGAAUAAAUGUUGUAUGCCUACAACAUUUUAAGUUCAAAAUAAUAAAUAUUUGAUAGGAAAACAUCACAAAUAAUAGGGUAAAUGUUUAUUUAUUUAUAUAUUGUUUACAUUCCAACUAUUUCCAUUUGAUCCUAUCUCCCACUUCAUAUAUACCAGCUGUUCUCAUAUCUUUCUCAAUCGCAUCCAACCAACUAAUUUUUAGUCUUCCUCCCCAUCUCUUUCUUCCUACAUUUAACUAUAUUAAUUACCAUUUUUACUGCUAAUUCCUCUCUUCUGAUGACAUGCCCAAACCAUCUCAGUCAACUUUGUCAUUCUGUUUGUUAUCAAAGCCAUACCUAAGUUACCUCUUAAUGUAUUAAAUUGCCUAUUCUUCUCUUAUCCUAUCUUUUCUCAUUACUCCAAUCUUCCACCUAAGCAUUCUUAUCUCUGUUACAGUCACUUUGUUCUUUUUUCUUUCUAUCUCCCAGUACUGCGAACUAUAUAAAAUAAUUCUACCAUACAUCUGUAAAACUUAAUUUUAAGUCUUAUUGAAAUUCUCUUAUCAAUUAAAGCUUCACGUCCUUAUGAAAGCCAAUAUUCUUUUGUACAUAAUAGCCUAAGUACUUAAAAUUCUUAACCUGGCUUAUUGUCAUUCGGUGUCUUGUCUUGUUCCUUUAAAUUCAUACUAUGUUUUACUUCUACUUAUCCAUAGUAACUUUCCUUCAAGUGCAACGUGCAUUUCUUGCCCAAAUUGGAGCGCAAAAUUCAGUCACACUAUUUAUCAGUGAUAUUGCGGAUGUCUGUAGAACUUGCAUUACUUCUCUAAUUCAAACUUGCUAGUUCAGAUAUGAUUCUCAGCUUAAACUUAUUUUUACUGCCUCCAUAUGUUUUUAUAGGUCAAAGACCUGUCAAUCUUCACCUCAGAUAUCUUAGGCUUUCUUUAUUGGUGAUGAAAUUGUCACUGAUCUUUGUUUGUAAUUUCCAUUGUACUUCCUGAUUGUUAAGAUGGAAAGGGACGGCUGCAGUUUUUUUCAGAUUAGAAAUGAGAUGUCAUUUGGUGAAAUAAUUGUGUAGAUUUAUUAGCUCUUGAUUUAGCAUAUCUUCCACUAUGGUGAGAUUGGACUACUAGUGCUAUAAGUAUCAUCAGCAUAAAUUAAUUUUCUUAAAACUGUAUUAACUAUAUCUGAUAUGUACCUACAUAUUGAGCAAAUACAAUGACAGUCUUGUGGGAGAUAAUUAUAUAGGUACUUAUAUGACUGACCUUGUCUUUUAGAAACACAUUACAAUUCUAUUAGACAACAGGCUUUUUAUUAAGCGAAGUAUGCAUCUCAGAAUUUUUGUUAGCUUUAGCUAUCCGGAAUUCCCAUAAAUAACUGGUUGUAGAUAAAAUUUUGUCCCGUGAUCACUAUUUCAAUGAAAUAAAAAUGGAUAAUUUUUAAUGGAAUAAAUAAUUAUACUAUGUUCAUGCUAAAUACAGUAACGACUCUCUAUCGAUAACUUGAAUGAACAAAAUUUUAUUUACAAUUAAUUAUAAUUGGAAUAAUUUGAUAUCGUUUUUAGUGAAUGAAGGGGGAUUCCCUUUAUUGUCCCCCUUGUACUAUGGUGUUUUAAAACCAAAUCAAAAAUCCUUGUAAAUAUGAUUUUUAAAAACAAAAAUCAAAAUCCAAAGGAUUUGAAAUCAUGCCCAGCUUUGUGUGAAUUGACAUCAUCUCCAGACUGUUCGUUAAAGAGUAGUUCGCAGUUCUUUGUCUAAGGAAUGCAAUUUUGACUGUGAUUGUUGGUCUUUUUGUUUCGUUUUCGACGCAUUUGUCUCUUGUAUCGUUAGCACUUUGAUCUAUUUGAAAAUGUCGCCUAAUAUUUUUUUGCUUUUCUUUUGUGAAGCCCUCCACAUCGAUCUGGACAAUCUUUAUUAUCUAUUUUCUCGUAUUUAUUGACUAUCGAGUCUUGGUUAUCAUAUAUAUGUUUGUUUUUUAAUUUUAAAUUUAAUUCGAGUUUGGUGUUUAUCUUGAUUUUGCGGCUAAAUUGUGAAAAACUGAAGCUAUUGUUUUUUAUUUUUGUAUCACGUAAAUACGUAAUGAUAACGAUUGUCGGUGGGACAAGGAGAGUAAGAGAUAGGUUUGGCGCAGUGAAUUUCCCCACUUAGACUAUAAAGUAAUAUUCAUUCGAACUUUGAAAGAACUACUUAUCUUUAAAUAUUUAUCACAUGAAGGACGAUUAGAUAUUCAACACACUAUUUUAAAUUUAAAAACAAUUAAACAAUUAUAAUAAAAUUAAGCAUUUGUCAUAACUUUAUGAAUAAUAUUUUAAAUUGUAAUAUUACGAAAAUAUUCAAUACUAGUAAAGAGCGGGAAAAAUAAGAUACUGCUGCUAUAUCGACCACAUCACGUCGUAAACGCUGGUCUUCUGGUUAUUUAAUUUGGUUACUAGUUUAAAACAGGGGGAAAAAAACAGCCCAACUGUAUUUUAAAUAUCGUAAAUAUUUAAACCGAUAAACCGACCAUUUAUUUAAGCCAAAAAUUAAAUUAUCAGAAAAUAUUUAAGAAGAAAAAUAUUUCGGCUGAAAAUAAAAUAACCAAAUAUAUUUCAGCCAAAACGUCCAAAACUACUGAUUAUCAAGUUGUAAAUUUUUCAUCAUUGUUUUUAAUCAGAAAAGAUUGAAUUAGAAAACUUUAAAGUUUGAACGUCAAUAUGUUGAACAAAAAUUUAAAAUUUUGAAAGAACGUGC
Cinara cedri is the source of this 8121-nucleotide messenger RNA. The record is from the annotation of a GenBank genome assembly. NCBI's taxonomy places the organism in Eukaryota, Metazoa, Arthropoda, Insecta, Hemiptera, Aphididae.